Messenger RNA from Lates calcarifer (barramundi perch), 3929 nucleotides. RefSeq names its product VPS35 retromer complex component (gene vps35). The record is from RefSeq and is a predicted model, not a curated record. Bases 123 to 2519 code for a protein of 798 amino acids. Gene Ontology annotation, biological process: retrograde transport, endosome to Golgi; intracellular protein transport. Lineage: Eukaryota; Metazoa; Chordata; Actinopteri; Centropomidae. The transcript is spliced from 17 exons. Gene Ontology annotation, cellular component: late endosome; retromer, cargo-selective complex; retromer complex.
UUCAGCUGGUGAAGUGCCUAAUACUAGCCACGCCUAUUCUCUGAUGUGGUCGUAAGGCACCAUUAAUGUGAGUCACAUGACAGGGCAGCCUCUCCGACUGAUCUGACACAAGGCUAAAAAUCAUGCCAACCACACAGCAGUCUCCCCAGGAUGAACAGGAGAAGCUUCUAGAUGAAGCUGUGCAGGCUGUCAAAGUCCAGUCUUUCCAGAUGAAGCGAUGCCUGGACAAGAACAAGCUGAUGGAUGCUCUGAAGCAUGCUUCUAAUAUGCUGGGUGAGCUGAGGACUUCCAUGCUCUCUCCAAAGAGCUACUAUGAGCUCUAUAUGGCCAUCUCUGAUGAACUCCACUACCUAGAGGUAUAUCUGACUGAUGAGUUUGCCAAGGGACGCAAGGUGGCAGAUCUCUAUGAACUGGUCCAGUAUGCAGGGAACAUCAUCCCCAGACUGUAUCUGUUAAUCACAGUGGGUGUGGUGUACGUUCGCUCCUUCCCCCAGUCUCGUAAGGACAUUCUGAAGGACCUGGUUGAGAUGUGUCGAGGUGUCCAGCACCCACUGAGGGGCCUCUUCCUCAGAAACUACUUGUUGCAGUGCACACGCAACAUACUGCCAGAUGAUGGAGAGCAGUCAGAGGGAUCAGAGGAGAUGACUGGUGAUAUCAAUGACUCCAUCGACUUUGUCCUACUGAACUUUGCGGAAAUGAACAAGUUAUGGGUUCGAAUGCAGCAUCAGGGCCACAGCCGAGACAGAGAGAAGAGAGAAAAGGAGCGUCAAGAACUCAGGAUUCUGGUGGGCACCAACCUAGUUCGCCUCAGCCAACUGGAGGGUGUCAAUGUGGACAAGUACAAACAGAUUGUUCUUCCUGGAGUGCUGGAACAGGUUGUGAAUUGCAGAGACUCAUUGGCCCAGGAGUACCUAAUGGAGUGCAUCAUACAGGUUUUCCCAGAUGAGUUCCACCUUCAGACCCUGAACCCUUUCCUGCGUUCCUGUGCUGAGCUUCAUCAACACGUCAAUGUCAAGAACAUCAUCAUUGCCCUCAUUGACAGACUUGCUCUGUUUGCUCAUCGAGAAGAUGGCCCUGGUAUUCCAGCUGAGAUCAAAUUGUUUGACAUCUUCUCUCAGCAAGUGGCCACUGUCAUUCAGUCCCGCCAGGACAUGCCAUCAGAGGACGUGGUAUCUCUCCAGGUUUCUCUCAUCAAUUUGGCAAUGAAAUGCUACCCUGAACGUGUUGACUAUGUAGAUAAGGUCCUGGAGAGCACUGUGGAGAUAUUCAACAAGCUCAACCUGGAACACAUAGCAACCAGCAGUGCAGUGUCAAAGGAACUUACCCGACUGUUGAAGAUUCCAGUGGAUACGUACAACAACAUCCUAACGGUGCUGCAGCUCAAGCACUUCCCACCACUCUUUGAGUACUUUGAUUAUGAGUCACGCAAGAGCAUGAGUUGCUAUGUGCUGAGCAACACACUGGACUACAACACCACCAUUGUGGCACAGGAACAGGUGGACGCCAUCUUGAAUUUGGUAUCCACACUGAUACAGGACCAGCCAGACCAGCCAGUUGAUGAUCCUGAUCCUGAGGACUUUGCUGAGGAGCAGAGCCUUGUGGGUCGUUUCAUCCAUCUGCUCCACUCCGAAGAUCCUGAUCAACAGUACCUUAUUCUUAACACAGCCCGAAAACACUUUGGUGCGGGUGGAAACCAAAGGAUUCGUUAUACACUCCCUCCUCUGGUGUUCGCUGCCUACCAGCUGGCCUUCAGAUACAAGGAAAACUCAUCAUUGGAUGACAAGUGGGAAAAGAAAUGUCAGAAGAUCUUUUCCUUCGCCCACCAAACCAUCAGUGCACUUAUCAAGGCUGAACUUGCUGAGCUGCCUCUUCGACUCUUCCUACAGGGGGCACUGGCUGCAGGCGAGAUUGGCUUUGAGAACCAUGAGACCGUAGCAUAUGAGUUCAUGUCACAGGCCUUCUCUCUGUAUGAGGAUGAGAUAAGUGACUCCAAAGCCCAGUUGGCAGCCAUCACACUGAUCAUUGGUACCUUUGAGCGAAUGCGCUGUUUCAGUGAGGAAAACCAUGAGCCGCUGAGGACUCAAUGUGCACUGGCUGCCUCCAAGUUGCUGAAGAAGCCUGACCAGUGCCGAGCCGUCAGUAUCUGUGCCCAUCUCUUUUGGUCAGGUCGCAGCACUGACAAAAAUGGUGAAGAGAUCCGCGAUGGUAAGCGGGUGAUGGAGUGUCUAAAGAAAGCUCUGAAGAUUGCCAACCAGUGCAUGGACCCAUCACUGCAAGUCCAGCUUUUCAUUGAAAUCCUCAACAGAUACGUCUGCUUCUACGAGAGGGAAAACGAUGCGGUGACAGUCCAGGUAUUAAACCAGCUGAUACAAAAGAUCAGGGAAGAUCUUCCCAACCUGGAAGCAAGUGAAGAAACUGAGCAGAUCAACAAACACUUCCAUAAUACACUGGAGCAUCUUCGCCUGCAGAGAGAAUCCCCUGAGUCUGAGGGCCCUGCCUACGAGGGCCUGGUCCUUUAAAACUACAGGUUGGGGGGGGUGUACAGUCCAUCCAUAGAUUAUGCUCUAUAUUAUGAAUAUACAAAUACACUCACAUGGACACACAAAGGCAAGGAAUAAAAAUAAACAUAAAGUAAAUGCUAAGAGAACUCAGUCCUUCAUUUUAAAAAAAUAAUUAUUAGUAUUAAUUUCUCUGCAUCAUUUCUUUCUCACUGUCCUUCAGUAGCAGAAGUAUUUCUGCAACAGGUUGGAGAUGUUACAUUUUAAGAAAUGUGUGUCAGCAACAGUGAAUUUAGCUUUAUUUUGCACUUGUGGCAAGUCUUUCAUCAGUCUGCAUCAUUCCUUCAUGAAUUUAUACUUGACCAAUUUAUCUUUAACCUGCAUUACUUUAUUGAUGAUAGUAGACUUACUAGCUGUUAUAGGUGUGUACAUUGAGUUAUCAACACCUCACUCAUUCACAUCUUUCCAUAUUGAGAAGUGGAUAUAUUAGCUGAGUGUAUAAAGGCUAUAAAAUAUAGUAGUGAUGAUGCAGCUGUGACACAUGUGAGCUAAUUUCCAGACCUGAAUAAUACAGAACUCUGCUGUUUGUGGCAUGUUAAAACAGGUUUUGAUAAACCAAACUGAGGACCAGACAAAUGCAAGAACAUGUAAAUGUUGACCCCACAGGAAUGACACAAAUAAUGUUGUUCCUAUUAAAACUUUAUAAAAUAAUAAUGUUUUAAAACAGAGAGUUCUUUGUCUUGUUGAACUGUGGAAGCUUAAGUCAAUUCAAUAGCUGUACAAGCAUCGCAUGAACUUCAGUUCUUAUGCCAUCCAAGCUGGGCUGCAAAUCUACAAAUCUAGUAUUUUGUAUGGGGGAAAUUUUCAUAUUUUUCAAAAGAUCCUAUCCUCUCACACUAAUGUAGAGCUUCUUUAUAAUAAAAAAAACAUUAGAUGUGUCUCUCCGUCUCUAUAGACUCCAUAUUGUAUGUGUUAGUUUACUUUUUGAUUUCUCAUCAAUGAAAUGACACUUCAGAACUGCAGCAUGUGUAUGCAUGCUUCAGUGUGCUUGUACCAUGAGGUCUGGUGUCAGUGUCAGUUUACUGUACACAGAUUACACCAAGUAAAAUGUCUGACAUUGUCAACAUAUUGUGAAAUCCUGUGGCUUGGUGACACUGCCCUUUGAGAUUAAUCUGGUGUUGGGGGUGGGGGGUUGCAACAUGCAACUCUGUGUCUAAGAUGAAAAAUGGAAUGAUUUGCUGCAGCAUCUGACAGUGUCUACUAAUCUCCCCUUGUUUAGCUAUUGUUGAUUAGGUCAAGAUUGCAAUCACAGAUUUCUCUCCCUUUUUGAAUCUGUCUGUAAAACCACUUGUAAUUCGGAUAAAAAUAAAAGCAGAUUAAGUUGCGAUUAUUAUCGUCAUUUGCUGAAAUAAAAUUUAAAUUAACAAUAAA